CUACCACUCACAAUGGCUCAAGUUGCUUGGAUUGGACUGGGAAACAUGGGCCGAGGCAUGGCCAAAAAUUUGGCUGCCAAAGGACCCCUCAGCUCCCCAUUGAUUAUCUUCAACCGAACAAUCUCUCGCGCCAAUACCUUUGCCUCGCAGAAUGCAAACACCACCGUCGCAUCGUCCAUCCAGGAUGCCGUCUCAAAGGCUGAUAUCAUCUUCACCUGUGUCGGUGAUGACACAGCAAUCCAGGAGACCAUCUCCGCUGCCCUGACUGAGAACGUCAAGGGCAAACUGUUCGUCGACUGCUCGACAAUCCACCCCAACACUACCACCUCAAUCGCUGCCAGUAUCCAACAGCGCGGCGCGUCCUUUGUCGCCUCCCCAGUCUUUGGCGCCCCCGCUAUGGCAGAGGCAGGACAGGUUAUUUGCGUUCUUGCCGGUGCCAAGGAAGCCAUUGACCAAGUCAAGCCUUACACCACAGGCGUCAUCUCCAAGGCUGUAAUUGACUUCAGCGACGAGCAGCCCUCCAAGGCGUCCCAGCUGAAGAUCAUGGGCAACACUUUCGUCCUGCAAAUGGUGGAGACCAUCGCCGAGGGUCUAGUCGUGGCAGAGAAAUCGGGUUUGGGAACUGAUGCACUCCAGGGUUUUAUCGAAGCUGUCUUUCCCGGUCCCUAUGUUGCUUAUGCCAACCGCAUGCGUAGUGGUGAUUACCACAAGCGUGCUGAGCCGCUUUUCGCUGUUGAUCUGUCCCGGAAGGAUGCUCGUCAUGCUCUUGACAUGGCUAAGUCGGUUGGGGCUACCAUGAAGGGCGUUGAAGUUGUUGAUGCUCAUAUGGCUCAAGUCAAGGAGCACAUGGGUGCUCGGGGUGAUGUGGCUGGUGUUUAUGGUGCUGUGAGACAGGAAGCUGGGCUGAAGUUUGAGAACGAUGCUUGAACUCCUUGUUAAUAAGCCUGAGUAAUUACUGCGCUUCAU
Molecule: messenger RNA, 966 nt
Organism: Aspergillus wentii DTO 134E9
Lineage: Eukaryota; Fungi; Ascomycota; Eurotiomycetes; Eurotiales; Aspergillaceae
Product: NAD(P)-dependent oxidoreductase
Exons: 2
Coding region: 13-927 (304 amino acids)
Molecular function (GO): NADP binding; oxidoreductase activity, acting on the CH-OH group of donors, NAD or NADP as acceptor; NAD binding
Source: RefSeq, a predicted model, not a curated record